Molecule: messenger RNA, 1910 nt
Organism: Nerophis ophidion (straightnose pipefish)
Lineage: Eukaryota; Metazoa; Chordata; Actinopteri; Syngnathiformes; Syngnathidae
Product: oocyte zinc finger protein XlCOF19-like
Exons: 2
Coding region: 182-1180 (332 amino acids)
Biological process (GO): regulation of transcription by RNA polymerase II
Molecular function (GO): RNA polymerase II cis-regulatory region sequence-specific DNA binding; DNA-binding transcription factor activity
Source: RefSeq, a predicted model, not a curated record
CACGUGUUUCACUGGGACAAUAGUAGGUGGUGCACACUUCCUUCGCCCGGCCACAGAAGACAAAAAAGAGUUGCUGGUGUAACAAUAGGAAGAAUAUAUUCCACUCCUCUCUUGUACACGCGGCUUAUGAGACGUCUGUGAAGAACAUCUUCUCUCUGAGCAACAGAAGUGGAGCUUCAGGAUGGGCAAGGAGGAGCCACAGCCCUUCCACAUUAAGGAGGAAGAGAAGGCGCCACAUACAUUGCAAAUGCAAAGGGAAGAAAAUAACCCACUGACCUCGCAUUUUAAAGAGGAAGAGGAGGAACACAGCAUCAGUCAAGAAUGGUUGGAGAAGUUCCAUUUGAUUGUGAAGAGUGAAGAUGAUGAGGUGAAAGGUGAAAGUGAGGAGAGGGGAGGGGGGGAGCCUCCAAGCAGCAGCUCAACACAACACAUGACAACAGAAGCUGAUGGAGACCACUGUGGAGGAUCACAAGCAGACAAGCUCUUAGCUCCACUAUCAGAUAGUGAGGACACAACGUCACACUCUCCUGACACUGAUGAUGAAGACUCUAAAGAUGAUAAGACAUGUCACACUGACAACACUCACUUCGCAUGUUCUCACUGUCACAAAACUUUUAAGUACCAUUGUCGUCUGGUAAGACACAUGAGAACACACACUGGAGAAAAACCUUUUUCAUGUUCAAUCUGUCGUAAAUGUUUUACUUUAAAGCACAAUUUCAAAGUACACAUGAGAAUACAUACUGGAGAACAACCUUUUUCCUGCUCAGUAUGUGGUAAAAGAUUUGUAUUAAAUCAAAGUUUAAAACUACACAUGACAACACACACUGGAGAAAAACCUUUUUCAUGUUCAAUUUGCGGUAAAGAUUUUACUCAAAAGCACAAUUUUAAAGCACACAUGAGAACACACACUGGAGAAAAACCUUUUACAUGUUCAAUCUGCGGUAAAGAUUUUACUCAAAGGUACCAAUUCAAAGCACACAUGAGAAUACACACGGGAGAGAAACCUUUUUCCUGCUCAGAAUGUGGUAAAAGUUAUGUCAUAAAUCGAAGUUUAAAAGUACACAUGAGAACACACACAGGUGAGAAAGUGUUGAGUUGCAGUGUGUGUGGUGAAAGAUUGUCUUCUAAGUACCAGUGUAAGAAACACAAGUGUGCUGGUGAGAACAGCAGCAGCAAAUGAAACUGCAGGAUUUGAAAUAAACUGUAAAAACUUUAAGUUUAAGUAACAUCAGCACAAGUAACAUGUGUGACAUAAUAAUUUGGAACAACAUAUGCUGCCAUUUAAGCGCCAUCUUUUUCAUGGACACCCCUGUUUAUUUCAGCAAGACAAUGCCAAGCCACAUUCAACAUAUGUUACAACAGCGUGGCUUGGUAAAACAAAGAGUGCGGGUACUUUCCUGGCCUGCCUGCAGUCCAGACCUGUCCCAUGGAAAAUGUGUGGCGCAUUAUGAAGCGUAAAAUACAACAGCGGAGACCCUGGACUGUUGAACGACUCAAACUCUACAUAAAACAAGAAUGGGAAAGAAUUCCACUUUCAAAGCUUCAACAAUUUUCCUCAGUUCCUAAACGUUUAUUGAGUGUUGUUAAAAGAAAAGGUGAUGUAACACAGUGGUGAACAUGCCCUUUCCCAACUACUUUGGCACGUGUUGCAGCCAUGAAAUUUUAAGUUAAUUAUCUUCAAAAAAAUAAUAAAAAUUAUGAGUUUGAACAUCAAAUAUCUUGUCUUUGUAGUGCAUUCAAUUGAAUAUGGGUUGAAAAGGAUUUGCAAAUCAUUGUAUUCUGUUUUUAUUUACCUCUAACACAAUUUCCCAACUCAUAUGGAAACAGGGUUUGUAUGUCCCUGGACCUUUAUGCAAUAAACAAUGUAUGAUUCAAAUACAAUUGGGUACAAUAAAUGUAGUUAAUAUUUG